AUGUGGAUGAUUCCCAGAACGUGUUGUGUCUCUCCUGCGCCCCCGGGCCAACCUCUCUGCACUCUGUCCGCAGGUUUGCCAGGCACCGCUCCAGACCUGGAAAAGAGAAAGCAGAUUUUUGGGCAAAACUUUAUACCUCCAAAGAAGCCAAAAACCUUCCUGCAGCUUGUCUGGGAGGCACUGCAAGACGUGACGCUCAUCAUCCUGGAAAUCGCCGCCAUCAUCUCCCUGGGGCUCUCCUUCUACCACCCGCCCGGUGAAAACAAUGAAGGAUGUGCAACGGCCCAGGCGGGGGCAGAAGAUGAAGGGGAGGCGGAGGCAGGCUGGAUCGAGGGGGCCGCCAUCCUCCUCUCGGUCAUCUGCGUGGUCCUGGUCACGGCCUUCAAUGACUGGAGCAAAGAGAAACAGUUCCGGGGCCUGCAGAGCCGCAUUGAACAGGAGCAGAAGUUCACCGUGGUCCGGGCUGGCCAGGUGGUCCAGAUCCCUGUGGCUGAGAUUGUGGUUGGGGAUAUCGCCCAGGUCAAAUAUGGUGACCUCCUCCCUGCAGAUGGCCUCUUCAUCCAGGGCAAUGACCUCAAGAUCGAUGAAAGCUCCCUGACGGGGGAGUCUGACCAGGUGCGCAAGUCUGUGGACAAGGACCCCAUGCUGCUGUCAGGGACUCAUGUGAUGGAGGGCUCUGGACGGAUGGUGGUGACCGCCGUGGGUGUGAACUCUCAGACCGGCAUUAUCUUUACCCUGCUGGGGGCCGGCGGUGAGGAGGAAGAGAAGAAAGACAAGAAAGGUGUGAAGAAGGGGGAUGGCCUUCAGCUACCAGCGGCCGAUGGUGCGGCAGGUUCAAAUGCUGCAGAUAGUGCAAAUACCAGCCUAGUCAAUGGUAAAAUGCAGGAUGGCAAUGUGGACGCCAGCCAGAGCAAAGCCAAACAGCAGGACGGGGCGGCCGCCAUGGAGAUGCAGCCCCUCAAGAGUGCCGAGGGCGGCGACACUGACGACAAGAAAAAGGCCAACAUGCACAAGAAGGAGAAGUCGGUGCUGCAGGGCAAGCUCACCAAGCUGGCUGUGCAGAUCGGCAAGGCGGGCCUGGUGAUGUCAGCCAUCACGGUGAUCAUCCUGGUGCUCUACUUCACCGUGGACACCUUCGUGGUCAACAAGAAGCCAUGGCUGCCCGAGUGCACGCCCGUCUACGUGCAGUACUUCGUCAAGUUCUUCAUCAUCGGCGUGACGGUGCUGGUGGUCGCCGUGCCCGAGGGGCUCCCUCUUGCUGUCACCAUCUCACUGGCCUACUCAGUGAAG
Physeter macrocephalus (sperm whale) is the source of this 1290-nucleotide messenger RNA. Its product is annotated as plasma membrane calcium-transporting ATPase 2. The annotation marks the transcript as partial. The record is from RefSeq and is a predicted model, not a curated record. Gene Ontology annotation, molecular function: ATP hydrolysis activity; PDZ domain binding; ATP binding. The transcript has 9 exons. Gene Ontology annotation, cellular component: intracellular membrane-bounded organelle; plasma membrane; postsynaptic density membrane. Gene Ontology annotation, biological process: regulation of cytosolic calcium ion concentration. NCBI's taxonomy places the organism in Eukaryota, Metazoa, Chordata, Mammalia, Artiodactyla, Physeteridae.